Molecule: messenger RNA, 2624 nt
Organism: Exophiala oligosperma
Lineage: Eukaryota; Fungi; Ascomycota; Eurotiomycetes; Chaetothyriales; Herpotrichiellaceae
Exons: 2
Coding region: 619-2322 (567 amino acids)
Source: RefSeq, a predicted model, not a curated record
CUUGAAUGAAAGAAUCAAACCAUCACAGGCAUCACUUUGUCUCAGCAAACUUAUAUUUGUUUUCCAACUUGAUACUGCCACACUGUGUUUGCUGCUCUAACUGUGUCAUUUCUCUAUCCCUGUCUUACAACCCUCAUUGACAACCUCAUCCCGGUCUCUCAUCCCACCUUGCCUAAGAUCUACUAUUUCAUGCGCGACCAUUGAUCAGCUCAGAGUAUAUUCCUUUCGUACUCUUCUUCAAAUCUCCACCCUUCGAUUGCCUAGUAGUCUUUCGAAACUACCAUCGGCAGAUCUCGCUCUUGCCUUGAUCCAAAUUUCGGCGCAUCGUUCCAUCCUCCUUCAUUCAUUUCUCCGCGAGCAGCACAUUGAACCAGACAAUAGAUGAAAGCCUGAAGAGGUGGAAGAUAACUCAUCCGACGGAGGAAGGGUUCGUAGGGCUGGCGCACACUAGGAGAGUGUUGGUUAAAGGUGUUGUGACUGUCGAGGGUCAUCGAAGCAGUCCGAGUUCCGCGCCCAAGCCAAUAUCUCGACAGUGGAUGAGCCCCUCCGGACGCUCUGUCAAGUUUUUGAUCGAAGGGUCAUCCCUAAUGCCUCUACAAACUGCGUAAUCGGACAGAUAUGGAAUCACGGGAAUUUGCGACCAGAGACGAACUGUGGCGCAUUCAAGAGACUCUCAGCGAGCUCUCCGCAACCCAAGCCGUGCAUUCCGACAGAAUCAUGCGUUUGGAGCAGAAAACGUCGGACGGGAGUAGAUCACGGACUCUUUGGGGAGCAUCAUCUCCAUUUGCCGGUGGUCUUGGCUCAUCACAGCACGAAUCUACUCUGAACCCUGCGGCUGAGGCCUUUCGCAAUUUUGAUGCCGAGCCUGCUGCAAGUAUGAUGAGUUCAUUGACCUUGGAUGCCAACGAUGAAUCGAGGCGGGCCGCGGCAUCACGAGCCAAUUCCGUACGUUUCGAUGAAAGCGCAAACAACCAUUACGCAUCAUCUAGACAAUCAAUGGAACUUCCCACCCGAACGGGGAGUGGUCUUGGAGGUCAUGCACUCUCGGAGAGAUCUCUAUCACAUCGUUCAGACGGAAGACCCAGUGUUGCCGGGUUUGGUCGGACAAACAGCUUUGGUUUGGAGCAGAGUCGCCUGCUUGGAUCCAUAAACAACUCUCCGCGCGCCUCAGGACAUCCACCCCCCGGCUUCUUCGCCCUAGGCCCCUGCCCCUCAAUUAUACGUUGUUGGCUGACCGAGUCGUUUUCCAAUGAUUCCCUCCUCUACGCUGCUAUAUGCACUGGCUCUUCCAUAUCUUCGGUAAGCAUCGCUCUCGUCUCCAAACUCGAUUUGAUGGACUCCAUCUUCGAUGACGGCGACUUGCGUGCCAUUCGACUUCCCGUGUAUCUCACUGAGGCGAAAAUCCAUUCUCCUGCUGUCAGAUCCGCGAGCCCAGUUCCCCAUGUUCCAACCCUGACUGUCAAGUUCAUGGUCGACGAGCAACCAGUCAGCGACACGUUAAUACAGAUCAUCAUGGGUAGCGACAUACUGAGAAGUCACAAUGGCGAUGUCCUGUUCUCGCAAGACAAAUUAAUGAUUUUCGACGAGGAGCGAAAUUUACUUUCCAUACCUCUUGUCCGUCCCGAAGAUGAUGCCUCGUAUAAGGACUUGUGCACGGCACCCCGCAAGCGAUCGACGUCCAUUGAAGGAGCCAUGCUACCACCUCCAGUAUCUCCAGUCGGGGUAAUCGGGCGUCCUGGAAGGUCGAACACUGCCCAGAUAGUGGCCUCGCCAAUGGUGGCACCAUCCAGUAGUGUUGCAUCAGCCACGCCGUCUGAGCCUGGAGACAUGCGUAGAUCCGACCUUCAUGCCGAACAAUCCACCAGAUCAAGCCUAGAUCUUGCACAUUCCCGGCCUGCGGAUGACUCCAAGUCGACGACAGGAAGCGAGAAAUCGUUCGGCACGCCCAUGUCAAAAUCUGGUCAAGGGGCGUGGUCGAAUUCUUGGCGGUCAGUUUCGACUUCUACGCAAAACGAUACGGCUCCGAAGCCUUCGUCCACUUAUGCGCGGCCUAGUGCGUCACGUCCUAUGAAGAUUCUGCGACCAGCCAAGACGAUGGCCAACGCGACGAGAACAGCAUCUACUCCAAUGGGACCUAAUGGAACCGACGCUCCCCCCAGGCCAGGCGAAUUUAGCAGAAAGCCCAGCCAAACCGACCUCAAGGAAAAUGCUGCGAAAUCAGGUUAUUCCGCGUCGACCACAAAGACCAAUCCGGUUGGAUCUGGUACUGCCUUUGGCUGGCUCAACACUGGUCCGCAGCGUAGAACGACGGCCAAUGGGUAAAAUGGUGCGGCAAGUGAGUUAGUGUUUUGAUGGAUGUGACUAUGUUUUUUACGGACGGGAGGUGCGGUGCUUUGAAAGAUGAAUGAGUACAAAGGGCAGAUGGUGUACCAUCAAUUCAGAUCCGGUUUCCUCGAGAUUUCUUUUGGGAGAGAGGCAUAACAUGUAUUCUAGGUAGAGGAUGCCACCUGGAACCGAAUGUGAAGGUGAAGAAAGAUUCGGCUUUGGCACAAGGAAGACAAAAAACCCAGAUAAAUUUACUAGGUAGCCACGAGGCUAGAAUCAAAGAAGCAGAUGAAUGUUUU